Pantherophis guttatus is the source of this 3820-nucleotide messenger RNA. RefSeq names its product protein activator of interferon induced protein kinase EIF2AK2 (gene PRKRA). The record is from RefSeq and is a predicted model, not a curated record. Gene Ontology annotation, biological process: siRNA processing; regulation of regulatory ncRNA processing. Gene Ontology annotation, cellular component: cytoplasm; RISC-loading complex; RISC complex. Gene Ontology annotation, molecular function: double-stranded RNA binding; siRNA binding. Lineage: Eukaryota; Metazoa; Chordata; Lepidosauria; Squamata; Colubridae.
GUGGUGUGGGGAGAGAUGGAGGCGCUGGCUGGGGGUAGCAUGGCUGCGUCUCUUCCAUGCGCGCCUUUGACGCCGGAGGAAUUAUCCGGACAGCGGAAUUCGCCGAGAGCAAAGCCGAAACUCGCCAGCUUGGAGGAAAUUAUUGCUGCCAAACCAAACAAAACACCAAUUCAGCUGUUGCUUGAAUAUGGCACAAAAGCUCACCUUAAUCCUGAAUAUGAAUUUGAAAAAGCUGAGGGAGAAGUACACAUGCCCAUUUUCACCUAUAAAGUCACCAUAGGUGACAUCAUUGCAACAGGAGAGGGUCCCAGCAAAAAGAUUGCAAAACACAGAGCUGCUGACGCUGCACUGAAUAUUUUGAAAAGCAGUCCAAAUCUCUGUAUUUCUAUGCCAGACCAUAUAAUCCCUGAACCUCUCAAUCAAGCACAGAAUCAGACCAAUCCGAUUGGAUCGUUGCAAGAAAUGGCUAUGAGGAAGGGUUGGAGAUUACCCGAAUAUUCCCUGGCCCAGGAGACUGGGCCACCUCAUAAGAGAGAGUUUGCAAUGACUUGCAGAAUUGAGACAUUUGUAGAAACAGGUAUGGGAACAUCUAAAAAAUUAGCAAAGCGAAAUGCUGCUGAGAAAUUACUUGAAAAGUUCCACAGUUUUUGUCAGGAUAAUAUCACAAUUUCUUUAGGAAAAGAACAAAUGCAUAAUUUGGGAUGCACCUGGGAUAGCUUAAGGAACUCUUCUGGCGAAAAAAUUACUAUGUUGAAGAUAAGCUCCCUCAGUAUUCCCAAUACCGACUAUAUUCAGCUCCUUGGAGAAAUUGCAGAGGAGCAAGGUUUUAAUAUAAAAUAUUUGAACAUAGAGGAGUUGAGUGUGAAUGGACAAUUCCAGAGCCUCGUAGAACUUUCAACCAAUCCAAUCAUAGUUUGCCAUGGGACUGGAAUCUCCUGGAGCAACGCCCACAAUGAUUCAGCCCACAAUGCGUUACAGUAUUUAAAAAUCAUGGCUGGGAGGAAAUAACCUUGAAAUGGGGAAAAAGAAUAAACAUGGGUAUAUAUACAUACCCAUAUAUAUAUAUAUAUAUGUCUCUGUCUUAAAAUUGAACAAUUUUCAAAUUAUUGAGACUUUUUUUAAAGUCACAUCACAACCUCUGCAUUCAUAAUUGUAUAUUAUAAAGAAAUUGUAACUUAAACCUAUUAUGAUGUUUUUGUUUAUUUAUUUUGGAAAGCUAGAAUCAGGAAAACCAAAAGCUGUGAGCAGGGGAUGAGACACACAGCCUGCAAUUCUGUAGCAUUAGAUGAAUUGCAAUUCUCAGUAUCAAAAUAGUCAUUAGUCUGCGAGCAGCUGUUCCCCAAAAGCAGCCUCAAAUCCAUUGCCUCCUUUCUCAAAUAUUGUUUUGUACAAGGAUGGGGAAGUCUGGCUUGAGGCAAACCUGCAGAAGAAUGCAGUGUGUGUUGAGGGAAGGAGUUUGUUUCUUAAGAAUGCCAUGCAUUGGGAGCACGAAGUCCAGCUCGUUUUUCUCCCUUAUUUAUUUCUUACAGCAUUAAUUUUGCCUUGUCAAAAUGUUUAGAUAUUUCACAGUGAAACCACAAAGCAAAACAUAAACCAUAACUUAAUACUUUUAAUAACAUCUUACUAAAAGUAGAUUAAAAUUGAAAAUCCAACUCUGAAUAAAUCAACUAGUUUCUUAAAAAAUCAGAUUGACAUCCAUAUCCAUAAAGCAGCCCAGCAUGUAAAUAAUUCAAUUCCUCCAAGCCCAGUGAAACAAAACUUCUCCAGGGUUUGCCUGAAGAAUAGUGUUGUUGUGAUCCUCCAGACUCCAUUAGAAGACAAGUCACCAAGCAAGGUGUUCCUCUUAUCAUUCCCCCAUGUCCCAUAAGAGGCAGAUGGGGACAUUAACUGGCCUGAGGUCACUUCAGUCAGCUGAUUUUUCUGUUAUGCCAAACCACCUACCGUACAGCCAAAUUCAAACAUCCAGCACUCCAAUUUGACUCCCAUACAAUCAGGGGAAGGGAAACUGUUCCCUAUUCCUUGGCUUGUAUAUGAUGAACUCACUGAAGCAUCAAGUAGUUAUAGGCAAGCCCUUCAUUGCCAUUAUGACAGAUCAUAGUCAGAGACAGACUAUAGACUAGUACAGAGAUGACUUUGGGGAAAAUGUGACCAUUAGUAGAAAGUGAGGUCAAUCCAGGAAAAUAAAGUGACAAAGAGACUGCAGCCUUUUGACAGUCUUUGGUAUAAGGGAGGGGAAGGGAAACAUUGUCAGGCUUCCAAGUUUUUGUUAUCCCAGUAUAAUCUACAGCAAUGGAUUUUUAGUAUUUCUUGUGGUGGCUUUCCUGACCUGGCCUAUCUUGAAGGGCUGACAGAGUUGCAGCUUUUCUCUUCCCAGGCUGCAGUUUCUUCAAGCAGCUGAUACCCUCCCCUUUCACUGGGGCUGUGACAGUAGUGCCAAACAAGCCCCUUACUGAACUUGUUAAGUCUCCCACUGUAGUCCUCUCUGCUUACACAUGUGGUUCUGUGUCUGCAUGGCAGCAGAUAAGUUGUAAUGUGUUAUAGUGACAGAGGUGAUAAUAAUGUGCAUCAGCUAGAAUUAAAAUACCACGUUUGUCACAUUGAUAGUGUUCCCAUUUCCAGCAAUUCCCUCUUUCUUCCAGUCCUUCCCUUCCCCCAAUUCACAUGUUCUGCCUUCCACUUUCUACACUUUGCUUCUCUUUUGUAUCCGUCACUUGGUGCUCCACAAUAACUGAGUUUCACCAGCUUUCCCAAUUUUCUGCUUUUCCAUUCUGUUUGAUUCAUAAAUACUUGUCCUACAAUCACAUCUCUAUUCCUCAAUUCCUCAGGAACUGCCAGGAUGAAAAACACACAUACCAAAAAACCUUAAGAUCCCUCCUCCAAAAUGCCAAAUAUAAAUCACUAGCUUGCAAAAAUACGACUGACAGAGUGGUAAUAUUUACCAAACAAUCAUGUUGAGCAUCAUUCAUCUAUUCACUUGUACACUUUAUUAUAUACUCUCCAGUUUUGCCUUAACAGCAAAUACUUGGGAUAAUGUACACUAGCCUAAACCACACAAUAAAUUUCUAUGACUAAGGGUGGACCUGAAUCCAAGUCUCCAGUCCAGGUUUUAACACCCUAACCACUGUAUUAUUAUCUUGGAUGUCAAUUUAGUUUUAAAUGUGUCCUUCACUCAAAUAAUAAAAGUGAUUUUAAAGGUGUGCAGUGAUGGAGAAAAUCUUGUUUCCAUUCAUUCUUUGUGAUAGGUUUACAGACCAGAUGAGGAACCAUCAUAAACUGUGGUUGGGCUGGAUAUUGGACAUGCCUCCUAUUAUACAGUUAGAGCAGUACACUAGAUUACAAUCACAUUACAAUGAGAAAAGAGCAAUUAUGAAUUAUGACUUAAAGAUAUAUUCUACUGGAUGUUAUGAAAAAUGGCUAACUUUUUUUUUUAAAUAAUUGCAUAUUUCAGUAGCCAAGAGCAUGGCUACUGAUCUCUGCAGACUUUGAAGUUAUUUAUGUAGGCUGGCAUUUCUUUUAAGACUUCAUGUCUCAUGAACUACAAAACACUUUAACUUUUGUAGCAAAAGGCUGAAUAGUGUCUUCAUGAAAAUGCUUACAGCUGGGACCUCAAAAACUUGUUUUUCUAAUAUCUGAAGCUUCAAAGAAAUGACUUAUAAUUGUACAUAAUAGCCAUUAUAUAUUUGUUUUUGUGUUUAAAUUUCUUCUCAAUUGUGGCCUUUUAAAACAUGUUUGAAGAUUAAUUUCACAGAAAUGAUAAAAUUUGUUACCAGUUCUUUUUUCAUUAGAUGUGUCAUUCUUUAAUAAAUUGCUUUAAAUGAUA